CCGGAAGUUCGCCGGCUGCGUAGCUUUGCCCGUCGUGAUUGUUACGCGUGUACCUGUGCUUCUGUGGAAGGAGACCUUGCCGGUUAACUACAAUAGUUUUGCAGUUGUUCUUUGCAGAAGGACGACAGGGCAGGAUUUCUGAGUAAUUAGCUUGAUACCCCCGGCAGGACCACCUCCUGAAAAACAUUUACUGUCAGGGUCCAGGUCUGACAGAAUUGCUCCAGCUACAUCAGGCUGCUUCUGUUUUGCAAGAUGACCGGGGAGAGGGGCCAGGGCUCUGACGGGUUCUGCCUGGAUGAGGGGACCUUCCGGCUUGGCUGCCAGCUCUUAGUCCAGCACUCCCGUGCCCUUGAUGAUGGAUGGAGCUGGGAGGAGGUGCAGGGAUCAGAGGAGGGCUUCCUGAAGAAAACCGUUCUGGCUGUGGGAAGAACCGGCGAUCCUCCAGCCCAGGGUGGAAGCAGCUGGCCAUGGGAUGACCAGGACACUCUAAGGCCAGAGGAGGAUCAGGUUCUUCAAGAUAAGGAUGUUGAGGAGGCUGAUGGUGACGAAGAACACGCUGACUCCGACAAGGCCUCGGUGAUCCGCUAUGAGUACCAUGUGCUGUACUCCUGCAGUUACCAGGCCCCGGUGCUGUAUUUUAGGGCCUCCACUUUAGAUGGCCGUCCCCUGUCCCUGGAGGAGAUGUGGGACAAUGUUCAUCCGAACUACAGGACCCGACUCCUGCAGGGGCCCUGGGACACCAUCACCCAGCAGGAACACCCUCUGAUUGGCCAGCCUUUCUUUGUCCUGCAUCCCUGUCGAACUCAGGAGUUCAUGACGCCGGUGUUGUCGGCGGCGAGAGCAGAGAACAGGAGUGUGAAUUACAUUGUGUCCUGGCUAAGUUUGGUGGGACCAGUGGUGGGUCUCGGUGUGCCGCUGAGUUAUGCCACAGCAUGCCAGCCUGGCGUGGACACCCCAGAAUGACAGACGCACACACACACACACACACACACACACACACACACACACACA
Messenger RNA from Megalops cyprinoides (Indo-Pacific tarpon), 1011 nucleotides. RefSeq names its product ATG10 autophagy related 10 homolog (S. cerevisiae) (gene atg10). Gene Ontology annotation, biological process: macroautophagy; protein lipidation; protein modification by small protein conjugation. The record is from RefSeq and is a predicted model, not a curated record. Gene Ontology annotation, cellular component: intracellular anatomical structure. Bases 253 to 963 code for a protein of 236 amino acids. Gene Ontology annotation, molecular function: Atg12 transferase activity. Lineage: Eukaryota; Metazoa; Chordata; Actinopteri; Elopiformes; Megalopidae. The transcript has 9 exons.